Gadus macrocephalus (Pacific cod) is the source of this 5091-nucleotide messenger RNA. It is a transcript of the gene tmem86a, whose product is annotated as transmembrane protein 86A. Gene Ontology annotation, cellular component: membrane. The record is from RefSeq and is a predicted model, not a curated record. The transcript has 3 exons. The coding region runs from base 137 to 877 and encodes 246 amino acids. NCBI's taxonomy places the organism in Eukaryota, Metazoa, Chordata, Actinopteri, Gadiformes, Gadidae.
GCCCACAUUUCUUCCCAUUUGUUGUUGUACCGAAGAACAAAAACAAUCCGCACACACACUGAGGCUGGAUGUAAAAACGAAAAACUGCCACAUCCUCCAAGUAUUCAUUCGUGUCAGUCCCAACCUCAGGUUAAAGAUGGUUUCUCCAGUGACGGUGGUGAAGAGCGAGGGCCCCAAGCUGGUGCCCUUCUUCAAGGCCACCUGUGUGUACUUCGUGCUGUGGCUGCCCACCUCCAGCCCCUCCUGGUUCAGCGCCCUCAUCAAGUGUCUGCCCAUCUUCUGCCUCUGGGUCUUCCUCCUGGCCCACGGGUUCAGCUUCCUGCGGGCGAACUCCAACGCCCGUAAGAUCCUGGCCGGCCUCAUCUUCUCCUCCCUCGGCGACGCGUUCCUCAUCUGGCAGGAGCAGGGCUACUUCAGCCACGGCCUUCUGAUGUUCGCCAUCACCCACAUCCUCUACUCCGCGGCCUUCGGCAUGCGGCCGCUGAACCCGGCGGCGGGCCUUCUGACCGGCGGCGCGUCGGCCGUGUCCUACGCCCUGCUGUACCCCUACCUGUCCGGGCCCUUCACCUACCUGGUGGCCGUCUACGUCGCCCUCAUCGGCUUCAUGGGCUGGCGGGCCAUCGCGGGCGUGCGGCUCACCGACGACCUGUGGACGUGGACCCGGCUGUCGGCGUGCCUGGGCGCGGUGCUCUUCAUGGCGUCCGACCUCACCAUCGCCGUCAACAAGUUCUGCUUCCCCGUGCCGCACUCGCGCGCCAUCAUCAUGGCCACCUACUACGCCGCGCAGAUGCUGAUCGCCCUGUCCGCCGUGGAGUGCCAGGACGCCGCCAACGCCGCCGCAGCCGCACAGGUGGUCCGGGAGAAGAAGAGGAUGUGAAAGGUAUCGUGUAGUUACCGCGGCAACAAGACGGAGAUGGAUAAAGCCCAGCCCGACCCCCCCCUCCCCGACUCAGCCACCUUUUCAGCCCAGCGUCGGGCGUCAGGCUCGGCGCCCUGGCAACAACCCAACCGAAACCCUCGAAGCGUUUUGCCCCUUUGUUUUUUUACCAUGGCAACCGUGUCCAUCACAACAGAGCAGACCUCUUCGCCUAGACAACGGUACUGUCCUCAUGGUCACAAACCUGGUUACCAUGGAGAUACGGUAGCCAUGGUCAUCUGCUUUGUACCUGCAGUACACCAGACAUUUGUAUCUGUGUUGCGUCACAAACACUCAGUGUGUGUGUGUGUGUGUGUGUGUGUGUGUUGGUGUUUGUGUGUAUGUGUGUAUGUGUGUGUGUGUAUAUGAGCACAGAGCACCAGUUUCCCCCUAAUCACCCCCAUUGCGGUUCAGUUAUCUCUUAACGUUACACAGCCAAAUUGUGCAAUCUCACUUUUUGUGCUUCCCCUCCAUGCUCCCACAGUAUUCUCUGUGUCACGCUACACGUCACUCCCUACAUCACCUUAUUAACCAGGUCUCCACACUGGUUGUCUGGCAGUGUUGUCCCUCUUGAGAACUGAACAAGGCUGCUGCUCUAGAGGAACUCCAUCACCACAGCCUGUCUCUGCCAUCGACGAGUCUCUCCGUUCCCCUUGACGACAACCGCAUUGACGCCAUGCUGUUCUCAAGGCCCUGUGUGUAAGGAGGAGGAGGGGGAGGAGGAGGGGGAGGAGGAGAAGGUGGGGGAGGAGGAGGAAGGAAGAGAAAAAGGAAAAACAGAAAACAGGAAGAAUAAGAAAGCAUUGCAGAAGCUGAAACCACAGCAUUCUUCCACACAGAGCUGUCGUAUGUUCAGACUGUCCCCCUUCUCUGUGAGAAAUCGUUUUCCAUUUAUGGACUUUGUGUGCCGAUAUCCCACAAUGCCCAGCGGUGCAGUGUUGUAAAAGGCAGUUUAUUUAUUGCUAUUUGAUCAAUGCCGAAAGAGAAACUCGGCAGACGACUUCUGUUGAUAGGAAAUGGUGAAAGAUGUUCUCUAUUCUCAGCCCAAUCAGGAAGUGGAACGGCCGAAGUGUACAUGCUGAUUGGUCACUUGGUGCUGAGCCACCAAAAAAGGCCGUAAGCGUUGAGGGGUGGAAAUUGCAGAAAUCAUGUGUUCAUGUGCUCAUCGAUUGUGGUCGGGUCUUUAAAGCUACACCUACACACACACACGCACAGAUACACACACCCACUCACACACACACACGCACGCACACACACACACACACACACACACACACACACACACACACACACACACACACACACACACACACACACACACACACACACACACACACAUGCAUACAAUCUUACAAACCUGCAAAGCACCUUGACUUUUGAAAGGUUGCUUUGACAGAAACAUUAUUACACACACCCCCACACACACAAAUGAAAACAAACUUGUUUUUAAUCCUACAAAGCACCUCGUCUUUUAAAAGGUUGCUUGGAUUGAGACUUUAUCACACACGCACACACACACACACACACACACACACACACAUUUCUACAUACACUGUCCUGGGACACCAUGACCUUUACGGGCUGCAACAUGGUGACCAGAGCAGUGUUGUGGAAGCCAGGCAGCAGAAACUGGUUUCAUGUUAACACAGACUUGUACUCUCCCCCACUCUUCUCCGGAGAGACACCGUCUGCACUGGAGCUGUGAUGACCUUGUGUUCUGUCUGUUGCACGUGUUUGGGUUUCAGAGCAUUUCUUUGAGGAAGUGAAACAAGUGGGACAUCAUGAUCAGCAGUCCAUCCUAGCAACACGGUUGCUGUGAACGAUCGCUGAACCAACUCUGUACAAUCCUGUAUCUAUAACUCUGCCCUGCUGAACAAUCUCAUGGUACAUCUCAUGUACAGUACACAUUUUGGUAAAAAAACCAUUGUUUAUUUACUUAUUAAUACUCACCUAUACCAUACCUAUCAAAGGGACUUAUGCUAAUAUUCAGUGGCACAAUGUACUUAUGAAUACGUAUUACUUAUUAUUAUCGAUAGCACUGUUGAUAACUGAUGCUGUGGUGUCUUUGGCCCCGAGGGGAGGAAUACUUUAACAGUCUGAGUUGUGUUUGUAAUUCUAGGUCAUUGACCUGAGGUGCUGUCUGCAGUGCUCUCACACACGGCGUGUUCAAACAGGAACUUCAUUCUGCCGGUGAAGCAGAAACUGCGGCAUUUUGCAGUGUGGCGGGUCAACCUCUUCGGUCCGUAAGGAAGUCUCGUUGCCAAAGGGUCCGUUUUAUCAAAGUGACUCCUUUUCGUGUCUUGUUUAUCAUCUGCUUGUAUAUAUCAGCAGAAACUUCAGGCUCAGUCGGUCCAGACUUAUGUUGCUGUGUUCUGUGUUCUGUGUUCUGCCUGCAGACAGACAGACAGUGUCUGGUGUGAAGGCAAGCCAGCUUUGUCUGGGUGUAAUCAGCCGCUGCUGAGGAAUCUCCUCGGAACAGACGCUUACAUCUGUCAGGAGAAAGAGAAACAACAGUAUGUCGCUGUCGGUACAGCAAGGAUGUUCAUAGGACCAAGUGCCAAGCACUUAUAAUCAUUAGGUUAACCCAUUCCCCGUAUACGAUAGAAAGGACAAGAUGCUACCCAAUGCUAAGUAUUAUUUUUAAAGCCAAGGACGUACACCAUACAAUAAGUGCGUACAUUAAGUGCCAGGACGCACAACAUACAAUAAGUGCAUAUAUGUGUGCUAUGAUGUAUUUAGAGGGAGGAAACGGAUGCAACGAUCGAUUAACGGAACUGCAAUCGUACUCAUCCUUGGGGCGUGGGUUGUUUAUGUAAGCACCGCAUUCCUGGUCCCAAAUAUUACAUAAAAAACACUUUGCUCCUUCGCUGGUAUCCUGCUGCAGGAGGACAGGAGCCCUAUAAGGACUCUUUCCUGAAGCCCCGUCCAGAUCUGUGAUGAUGUCACUGGACUUCCGGACAGCGUUCCAUCUUUGGUCCGACGUGGGGCCGUUUCGUCUCCGUCGGUUCUUCCGACGGUUCGGUCAAGAAUGAUCAAUUGAUUUAGACCAAUGAUGUGCAUUUAAAGCUAGCACUAGAUCGGCUCGAUCUAGUCUAGGAGUCCUCUCUGUAUGAGUUAUAUAUAGAUUUGAUAUUCUAUAUCGACACAAACAUUGCCCUGGGAGCCUCUCUCUCUCUCUCUCUCUCUCUCUCUCUCUCUCUCUCUCUCUCUCUCUCUAUCUCUCUCUCCAGAGCAAGCAGCCCAGGUUGUGAUGUGUGUGUGUGUGUGUGUGUUGGGGGGGGAGGGGGGAUGGAAAAAAGGGCCUGUGGUUUCAUUUAAUCCACGGCACAGUUUUGUCUUUUUUUCUGGUUUGGUUUUUCCUGAACCUUUCCAGACAUUCUGUUUAUAUCCCCUUGCUGUGUGCUUAUUAACUCGAGGUUGACCUCUGCUUGCUUGUUUCCAGGGGGCUAAAAUUAGGACGGGCCGGACUUUCUUUAUUUUUUACUGCGUUUUAGAUCUGAAAAGCCAAUCCCCUGAUGUCAACCCACAUGGACAUUGACUUCACAGGGCGUGGCUGGUUCAGUCUCGCUCACCAGGUGUUCUAGGUCCUUACAGUCCGUUACCUGUUAACUACGGCACUUUUUUCAGUAGACUUAAGCCAGUCAGUACAUGCUCUUUUUACAAUUUUAAAACACACACUCUUGUAUGCAUUUAUAACGAACCACCUUUUUCAUUUUCAUAUAUAUCGUGAGGAGAGGAGAGCUGUCUGUAGGCAUGCUCUCGCAUUGUGCUGUGUGUCUUCACCGUUGAAGGCUGAGAGAAAUGCUGGGGAAUGUAUUGACAAGUUUUUUUAGCUUCACGUUGAUGGAAUCCUUUCAUUUCUGAAGUCUUGCAUAGAAUGUAUGCGGACAAUGCUAUCUGUAGAUCUUUAGAUUAGAGUCUCUUUCCUCAGGCGUGCUCCUGAAAUGCAUUGAUUUCCUGUCACGAUGGGCGCCAAAAAACUCUUAAAAGCUCUUCUGAACAAAUGAAUAAAUGCUGGAUUUCGAUUGAAUCUUGUUAUCAUCUUGCCUUGUCCUUAACUUUUCAAUUUAGUGCUCUGGUUUUCACCCAUGAAUGUAGAGGUCAGACUCUUUCCCUUAGUGAACUUACUACGAAUGUGAAUCAAUGGAAAAUAAAUGCAAAUGCAAUGCAACUUC